AUGAUUAUCCAGCUCCCACUCACAAGGCCGGGCAAAGGACCAGGCCUCCUAUUGCUUGUCGAUAGUCCUUCAGCGUCCCAGAUCACAAGCAAUAACCAUCUUGACCCCUGCCCACGUCUGAAAUGGGCUGAAGAGGGUUAUCUCGUGGCAGAGUUGAUGGUCUCGGGUGAGAGUGAUUUCGCCUCGGACUUCUCCAAUACUAUCUCCGCCUUGCAAGUACAUCCCGCCAACGAUGGCAAGCAAGGGCUUGGUCUCAUUUCUUGUCUCAACACGAAGAAUGGUGCAAAGGUCUCGAGCUUCAUUGAUAAAGCAGCCGAGAUUUCUGCGGUUGUGUCUUAUGGAGAAGGUCACCCAGUUCUAUCUUCAAAGCCACAUCUUGCCCAUGUGGCAGGCCAAGCACCAGCCGCUCCAGCCCAGGAACCGAACAAGAUGUAUACCUAUCCAAUGGCCGGUCCAUUCUUUGUGCUGCCAUCGCACUCAGCCUUUGACUCAUCCUCAGCCGCCGUCUCUCACACCCGCUCAUUGACUUUUCUGAAAUCUUCGCUCGGCGGACCUUUCUUCGAUCUCGAAGCUAUCUGGGACGAGCAUACUCGUUACGAGUUCGAAACACGUGCAGUAGAGAAGACCAUGGCCACGAUGGUUCAAGAACCUUAUGUCAACCAUGUCCCAACUUUGACUGGUGGUAUUGGCAGAGUCAAACUUACUGACUUUUACCGAAACCACUUUAUCUUCAACAACCCUGAUGACACGGCAUUGGAGCUUGUUAGCAGGACUGUAGGCAUUGACAGAGUGAUUGAUGAGUUCAUCUUCAACUUUACUCACGAUAAAGUUAUCGAUUGGCUGUUGCCAGGUGUUCCUCCAACAGGCAGAAAAGUUCGCGUGCCGUUUACAGGAGUUGUCAACAUUCGAGGCGACAAGCUCUACCAUGAGCAUAUUUGGUGGGACCAGGCGAGCGUUCUGAUACAGCUGGGACUACUUCCCGAGUAUCUCACUUUUCCUUACGCUGUAGAUGGGAAGAUGCCAGCUCCAGGAAAGCGCUUUGAGUAUAGGGUUCCUGCUACUGGAGCAGAUACGGCAUUGAAGUUGACGAACGAGAAUUCGGUGGAGUCUAAUCUCAUGUUUGAUUACAAGGUGCGGGAGGUAGAUGAUAAGUAA
Aureobasidium melanogenum CBS 110374 is the source of this 1155-nucleotide messenger RNA. RefSeq names its product NTF2-like protein. Bases 1 to 1155 code for a protein of 384 amino acids. Lineage: Eukaryota; Fungi; Ascomycota; Dothideomycetes; Dothideales; Saccotheciaceae. The record is from RefSeq and is a predicted model, not a curated record. The transcript is spliced from 3 exons. Gene Ontology annotation, biological process: polyketide metabolic process.